Molecule: messenger RNA, 2164 nt
Organism: Durio zibethinus
Lineage: Eukaryota; Viridiplantae; Streptophyta; Magnoliopsida; Malvales; Malvaceae
Source: RefSeq, a predicted model, not a curated record
CAUGAAAAGGACAAAAAGAAAAAGGAUAUUGAAGAGCUCUCAUACUUAUCAAAUUAGAAUAAAUGAAAAUUGAAAUUCUUUCAAAUCGUUUUCGAUAAUUUAUUGAAAUUAAUAUGUUGAUUGUUCGUUUAAUGAAAUUAAAUCGGUUUUAACCAAAUUAUCAACAACCAUAGAUGAGAGCGAUUAGGAGAAGAAUAAAAAAAAAAAAAUGAAUGUUGAUAACUAUUGCUUAAUUUGAUCCAUUUCUGUUCAGUGAUUUGUCCCAUGAGCAUAUAUUUGUAUAGGAGCCACCACCAUCAAUCAAGUGAAGUUAUUGUUGACAAAAAAUGGAUCUCUAAAAUCUGUACCCAUUAUUAAAUUCAUUUAUCCAUCAUCUCUUAACAUUAUAAUUCUGAUUUUGAUAUGAUGACAGGGUUUUAGGUGACGAAACAAGGUCGGUGACUUUAAGAGAGGUGUGGCCUCAUCGACAAUAAUGAUUUUUUGUAAUCCCUAGGAAAAAGGUCAAAAUUUCAUAAUUACUUUUGGAACUUCUCCUUUUUCCAUUAUGUAUAUUUGGUUGAACGUGUUUGAUAAAACAAAACAGGGGAGUGAAUUGAAGCCGAAAAGUGAAACCCAUGGCUGGGAAAUUUACAAAGUGUAUGAUGCUUUGUUGCUCGGCAAAGGAACCGGAAGAUAUGGGAAGUGAGUCAUACGAGGAGGCGAUUGCAGCUUUGUCGAAGCUCCUCAGUGAUAAAGCUGAUCUCGGAAGUGUCGCCGCCGCAAAAAUCAAACAGAUAACGGCCGAGUUAGAGGCAGCUGCCGACCCGACACAGUUCGACCCAGUCAAGCGGAUCGAAACCGGUUUCUUUCAUUUCAAGAAAGAAAAAUAUGAGAAAAAUCCUAAUUUGUACGGUACACUUGCCAAAGGCCAAAGCCCCAAGUUUUUGGUAUUUGCAUGCUCGGAUUCUCGAGUCUGCCCCUCCCACAUCCUGAAUUUUCAACCAGGGGAGGCUUUUAUGGUACGAAACAUUGCCAACAUGGUCCCGCCCUAUGAAAAGACAAAAUACUCAGGAGUUGGCGCGGCCAUUGAAUAUGCAGUCCUGCAUCUUAAGGUGGAGAAUAUUAUGGUUAUUGGACACAGCUGCUGUGGAGGUAUCAAAGGGCUCAUGUCUAUCCCAGACGAUGGGACCACUUCUAGUGAUUUCAUAGAACAAUGGGUCAGCAUCUGUGCACCUGCAAAGACCAAGGUGAAAUCAGAAAAUAAUGAGCUGAGUUUCUCAGAACAAUGCACCAACUGCGAGAAGGAGGCAGUGAAUGUAUCUCUGGGGAACCUAUUGACAUAUCCAUUUGUGAGGGAGGCAGUGGUGAAGAAAACCCUUGUCUUGAAGGGUGCACAUUAUGAUUUUGUCAAUGGAAAGUUUGAUGUCUGGAAUCUGAACUUCCAGAUCAUACCCACUUUAGCUGUAUGAGCAUUUUUGCAUUUUCACCAUACAGUAAAGCUCCUCUUGCAAUGCUGCUUGUAUGUUUCCUCGUCGAUACCAUUCCCAUAGAAUAAAAACAGUGGUCGGGUCAUUUCUUGUUUCACUUUGUGUUUAAUUUCCUCUGUCAAAAAAAGUAGUGCUAUUUUGUACUCAAGAAAGAAAAUUUUGAGUUAAUGAGUAUGGCUAGUUCAUGUUUGCACCUUGCGAAACAUAAUGGAGUAGUGUUUUCUCCAAUUUUUGUUCGGAUCGAGUUAAUGAAGAGAGAAUGAACAUGCAUUACUGUUACCAUUUUCUUUGCAUGAUCUGAGUCUGAGCUUUUUCUUGACUUUGUAGUUGUUAUUCAGUGCAAUAAUGGAUGUGAAAUUUGCACUAAUCGUUUUGAAGGAACAUUUGAAACAGAGGGGAAAGGAAAGAACAUUCAUGAAACAGAGUCUCUCCCUGGAUCAUAGACCCUAUCUGUGAUUUACUUCUUGCUGUGGCAGAAACUUAAAAGCCUCUUUUAAGGCUUACAAGGCCUAGUUUCCAUUUUCACUGCCAGCAGUUCUUUCCGGUGAAUAAUCUAUAAAUUUAGUGUAAAUUUUUGACGAAAUCGGCCAUAUUUCUUGUCCGUGGAAUGGGAUAACAUUCUUUCACCUAAACUUUAUUGUAAAGAAAAAAAAAAAACUUAAAAAAGGCUAUUUUGGAAGGCUAAAUUGCAAAAACUU